GAAGUGGUAUAAAUCAAGAUACAGAAAUGGAUGUGUGGGCAAAGUUGGCCAGGCUAAGAAUGGGGCAAUCAGAGGUGCAACAAAAGCUGAAAAAUGUAUAUGAAUAUAGGCUGAGGUGGCUUGGGCAUGUAAUGAGAAGAGAUGAUGUAAAUGUCAAAAGUGCAGUGAGAAUGUAAGAAGACAGGAAGACCAAAGUGGUGGUGAAACGAUACUGUGAAAGAAAGCUGAGGAGGUGCAGGUCCUGGCUGUGUGGAGGUUGAUCAUCAGACAAUACCUGGUUUUCAAUAGGAAAGCUGGCUUGACCAUUGAUGAAAGUACUAAGUAUGGGAAGAGCUGCACUGAGACCAUGACCCUCAGGAAAGAAGAUAUGCCCAUCUAUGGCCACUGUCCAGCGUAUGAUGAUUUCUAUCUGGUUGUAUGCAGCCAUUGUGGUCAAGUGGUGAAGCCUCAAGCCUUUGAGAACCACUGUGAGAGACGCCAUGGUUCUCUCACUAAAAUGUGUGGCAAGUCGUCCACUUCAGCUCCACAGCAGCGACCUCGACCUGGCCGUCCAGCUCCCAGUCUCUCUUCCUCUUUUACUAGAGAGAGACGUCAUGAGUCUGGUGCCCCAUUGGCAGCGCUGCCCGUUCAUCAGCACAGGCCUAUAAAGGCCCAGAAGGAGGCGGUCAGUUUAUCUUCAGCAGAGAAGUUCCCUCAGGAGAACCCUCACCUUCCACAUUCCUCCUCUACACCUCGCCCCAGGAUUUCUCUGUGGCAGUCAGGACCCCUGCCCCCUGGCGAUUGUUCUACCUCGUCAGCUUCCUCUGCUUCUUCUCCUUCAGAGAGACCGUCUGUGCAGAAGCCCACGGCUGGACAUUUCAGUGAAUCAGCAAGUCCUGUGAGGAGCACAAAAACCUACAGCCGGAGUUACAAAAACAGCAACAAGAAAGAAUGUGACCUGAACAAACACAGUGGGGUUGUGGAUCCAGAAAGGAAGAAGCAGUGCACCGGACAGCUCAUAUGCAAUACUGAGCCCAUCCACCAGCAGCAGAGUGCGCUGAGCAGGAGCAAGACUUUUGAUCAGCUGGCAAGAGAACCGAGAUCUUCGUCAGCCGGAGGAGAACAGGAUCAACACUGCGUGAAACUAAAAAUUGCUGAGCCAUCCCUGGAAGCUUUUGAAAAGAAAUCAGCAACUCCGUCCAGCAAAUACAACAUUCACAGCAACUGCAAUAUUCUCAGGUCCAGUGAUCCAACAGAAAGCUUACCAGAGGACAAUAACAGCCACACUGUAGAAAUGGAUGUACACCCUCCCUAUCCCUUCAACCAGAGCCUGUUGUCGAGUGAGGAGAGUGAAGAUGAGGAGGAGGAGGACUCAGCAGACCUGCCUGCCACACCUUGGCACCCCAAACCCCUUGGGCUGUGUACUUUUGGAUGUCGCUUAUUGGGCUGUAGCAUCUUCACCUUUGACCGGCGUUUGCACCACCUACGGGUUGCCCUAAGUGCCAUGGUGGAGAACCACAUUAGCACCCACGUGUGGAAGAAAUUGCCCCAGGUAUCAACAAAUCUCAGGUCACAUCAUGUCACACCUGCUGCGGGAUCACCUGUUCGGACCGGGGCCAGAAUUUCCCAGCCCACUGGCUCCCUCAGCCUCGAGUCGACCCCGCUGGAACAGUUUGAGCCCACGAACAGUCAGCACAAAUCACACAGUACGAAAGUUCUUCCCCCAACCAGCUAUGCUAGCUUUGGGCGACUGAGCAAGAUGCAUGUGAAGGAGAUGGAGCUAACGCGAGAUUCAAGGGCAAAGAAAGCUACUAGGUUGUUCCCCAGUGAUGAGGACUGUGUCUCCAGAUACGCUGGGGAUCGCACACUCCAUGCGAAGGACCAGCCACACCUACCGUCUCCCCAGACACCAGUCAAUGGUGCCUUCUCAUCAGGAAAGAAGCCACUACAGCCCACAGACAGAGACUCAGCCUCAUCUUUGUACAGUCUGGAGAAAUGUUCUCCUUUACCGGCACAUCACCAUCUGGCCCACAGUUCCCCACAGAGCAAAGGCAGAUCCUCGGGAAUUCAGCGUAAAGCAGUGGGCUGUGACAGCAGGGAUCUUCUCCAGAAACGCAAGAGCAGCAGUGAGUCAUUGCUCCAUCACACCUCACCAUCCAGGACAUCCAAGGUCCAGCGGUCCUCCUCUCCUCCUCGUUCUAUCCGCCCCUCCUGGAAGGGAGUGGGCAUCAGGGAAGUACUGGCUUGCAGCCUGGAGAAGAGUUCAGAUCCCUGAAGGCAGCCAAGAGUCCAGCCUUAAAACUACCGCUUGGAGGAGAAACCUGCUGCAGGUCACAGCUGCUACCAGCACACAGUUUUUGAAUGUGUGGUGUACAAGGGGAGGGAAUAAGUCAUGCUUUUUCCCCCUGUACAUUUGCAAGUGUGUAUGUAUUAUUGUAAGAUGUUUAUUAUAUAUUUUUUCUAUGUGACAAAAUUAGAAAUACCUCAGUCCACUCGUCAUGCUGCUGAAAUUAAAGGUCACGUUUUACCAAAAGCAGUUAACAUUUUUGGA
This is a messenger RNA of Thalassophryne amazonica, 2530 nucleotides long. It is a transcript of the gene atxn7l2b, whose product is annotated as ataxin 7-like 2b. The transcript has 11 exons. Bases 347 to 2254 code for a protein of 635 amino acids. The record is from RefSeq and is a predicted model, not a curated record. NCBI's taxonomy places the organism in Eukaryota, Metazoa, Chordata, Actinopteri, Batrachoidiformes, Batrachoididae.